This is a messenger RNA of Rosa chinensis, 808 nucleotides long. RefSeq lists its product as uncharacterized. The transcript has a single exon. The annotation marks the transcript as partial. The record is from RefSeq and is a predicted model, not a curated record. NCBI's taxonomy places the organism in Eukaryota, Viridiplantae, Streptophyta, Magnoliopsida, Rosales, Rosaceae.
CGAAAUAUCUCCUCUUCUUCUUCGCUCUCAUCCUCCACGUUUCUCUCUCCUCCCAAACUGCCGACCCGAACCCCAUCGCCGGCCCACACCGAGCUGACCCGCUACGGCUUCCCAAUCGGGCUCCUUCCUUCUCCGGUCAAAAACUACACCGUCAACCCCCUUAUCGCCGACUUCGUCAUCGACCUUGGCGACGCGUGCAAGAUCACGCUCCCGCCGGACAACUACUUGGCCACGUAUUCCAAGAAAGUCUCCGGCAAAAUCAACCAAGGCCGGAUCGCCGAAAUCAACGACAUCAAUGUCCAGGCCUUCUGCCAGUGGUGGUCAGUCACCGGAAUCAGGUCCAGCGGCGAGAAUUUGGUGUUUAAGGUUGGGAUGGUGAUGGCGAGGUACCCUUCUAAGAACUUCAAUGAUAGUCCUGCUUGUGAGGGCCGCCGCAAGAGUCCAUAGCUGGAUUGUUGGGAUCCACAUUCACAGAGGAAUUUAGAAAAGAAUUGAUAGAAUCAUUGAUAUUAAGUGCCGCAUCAAAACCAUCAAGAUUAACAUGAGAAUUUGGAAGUCCAGGUUUUACUUUAAACAAAUGGUCCAAGGCCUAUAGCUGGUGGUCUGAUGAUAAAGGCAGGGGAAGACUUCGAAAUAGGUGUGAUAUCAUUCCAAUUUCCAACUAGCAUCAUGCUGUCUUUUCGCAACAAAUGGUGAAGAUGGUGCCUUAGAAUGGGUUUCUGGAACCCCUGAAAGGGAUCCAAUAGUCGGUUUUCUAAGGAUGAGCCGAUGAGAUUUGCUGAGAUUGCUGAGAAACCGAGGAGAGAGA